AUGGCCGAAGGUAAUGGUGAGGUUGUAGAAGAGAUGGCAAAUCAAAAAUCUGGCGAGGGUGGCGACGGCGAACGAACGCAAGACUACUCAAAGCUGCUGGAAUAUGGAUUACACGUCAUGGUUGCCGGUCGGUUGGAUGCCAUCUACAAAACGGGCAAACUUGCCCAUUCGGAACUAGACGAGAGGGCGCUGGAUGCGCUGAAGGAAUUCCAUGUGGAAGGUGCCUUGGAUGUACUGGACCAGUUCCUAGACUCGAACCUCGAACAUGUGUCGAACAAAUCGGCGUUCCUCUGCGGUGUUAUGAAAACGUACAGACAAAAAGUUCGGGCCACGCAACAAGGACAACCGGCACCUGCAGUCACAGUACAAGCGAAAGGGCCCGAUGAGGAGAAAAUUAAAGCAAUUCUAGAGCGAACAGGAUACACAUUGGACGUCACCACAGGGCAACGCAAAUAUGGUGGCCCACCGCCGAACUGGACGGGCAACACGCCCGGGAACGGUUGCGAAGUCUUCUGUGGCAAAAUACCAAAAGAUAUGUACGAGGACGAGCUGAUCCCGCUGUUUGAAAAGUGCGGCAAAAUCUGGGACCUUCGGCUAAUGAUGGACCCGAUGACCGGCACCAACCGGGGUUACGCCUUCGUUACCUUCACCUCACGGGACGCGGCCUCGAACGCCGUACGGGAGCUGAAUGAUUAUGAAAUUCGGAAUGGCAAAAAGAUUGGUGUAACGAUAUCGUUUAACAAUCACCGACUGUUUGUCGGCAAUAUUCCUAAGAAUAGAGAUCGCGAUGAGUUGUUAGAGGAAUUUGCGAAACAUGCACCGGGACUUGUGGAGGUAAUUAUUUAUAGCUCACCAGACGACAAGAAAAAGAAUCGGGGCUUUUGCUUCCUCGAGUACGAAUCACACAAGGCAGCCUCUUUGGCGAAGCGGCGACUAGGCACCGGACGGAUAAAGGUAUGGAAUUGUGAUAUAAUAGUAGACUGGGCCGACCCACAGGAGGAACCGGACGAACAAACGAUGAGCAAGGUCAAAGUAUUAUACGUACGAAACCUAACACAAGACACGAGCGAAGAAAAACUGAAGGAAAGUUUCGAACAGUUCGGCCGUGUUGAGCGAGUGAAGAAGAUUAAAGACUACGCAUUUGUUCACUUCGAGGAUCGCGACAAUGCCGUGAAAGCAAUGAAGGAUCUGGAUGGCAAAGAGAUCGGUGGAUCCAACAUAGAAGUAUCGCUAGCUAAACCCCCGUCCGACAAAAAGAAGAAGGAAGAAAUACUACGAGCUCGUGAAAGGCGCAUGACUCAGUUUCUGCAAACUAGAAUAGGCUUGGUGAAUACGGUUCCAUCGUUUCCCAGCAUGUCGCCGCAGCACGCCGGCAUGAUGCCCGGUGCGAUGCCACCGAUGCGAGUGCCUAGCGGACCGGGAGGUCCGCGUGCUCCGAUGCGGGGCGGCCCGAUGGGCGGCCGGGGCGAGUACGAACACGACUACGAUACGUACGGGUACGCGGAUUACACGCACCGGAGCAUGGGAUCCUCCGGGUAUUAUGAGGCCUCGUCGUACUACGACGAUUACUACCGUGGAGGCGGCAGUGGAUGUUAUGGCGACGGUGGCGAGUACUAUCUCGACUACGCUUCGAGUGCGACGGCGGCGGCCGCAGCUGCAGCAGCAGCAGCCGCCGCCGCCGCCGCUGCCUUUACCACCGGUCCCGGUCACCAUCAUCAUCACCAUCAUGCACCAUCGCAUCAUCACAGCCACAACUAUCAUCAUCACCAUCAUCACCAUAGUGCCGCUGCCGCUGCAGCCAUUGCCGCCGCGGGAGCACGCAACAGUAGCAGUGCGGUGGGUGCGCUCGGGCGCCGGCUGAAGCUAUUCUAG
Anopheles marshallii is the source of this 1872-nucleotide messenger RNA. It is a transcript of the gene Syp, whose product is annotated as heterogeneous nuclear ribonucleoprotein R. The record is from RefSeq and is a predicted model, not a curated record. The transcript is spliced from 11 exons. Gene Ontology annotation, molecular function: mRNA binding. Bases 1 to 1872 code for a protein of 623 amino acids. Lineage: Eukaryota; Metazoa; Arthropoda; Insecta; Diptera; Culicidae. Gene Ontology annotation, cellular component: ribonucleoprotein complex; nucleus.